UAAGAUGGCUGUGUCUCGCGGAGCCUCGUGCUGGUUUGGUUGAUUUCUAGCUCGCGCUCUCGUUCUGUAACAGAAGCCCCCCCCUCCCUCCAACACACACACACACAUACACACACACACUCACUUGUGUCGGUGAAAUUCAUUUCCCUGGCUCUGUAUUUAUAUAUUUUUUCUUUCACAAACUUCCCCCCCAUCUCUGUUUUAACUUUAACCGGAGUCGCAGUGGAUUACCGGAUACCGGUCCGGGCGGAGGGCAAAGGGGGGAAUGAACCGGGACAACGGGUACGUUGUUAUAAAUAUAAUUGUAUUUAUAUUCAAUGGUUGUUCGGAGUUUGAUUGUGAGUGAGUCGCCGUGCUGAGAGAGAGAGGCAGAGAAAGAGUGGAGGAGAGAGAGAGAGGGAUAUCAUGGCCGCUCAGGUCGCCAGCGUCGCCACUCUCAACACCAGCCCGCCAUCCGAACUCAAAAAGCCGGAUCGGGACCCACAGGAGGAGUCGGUACCGGGAGAGAAGCAGCAUGAAAAUAAGGAGCCGGGACCUGACGGCGGAUCUCCCGGUCAGAAGGAACUGCAGGACGGGACCGAUGCUGGAAAUGUUGGGGGAGGAGGGGAUUCUGACAUGAAGAACGGCAACGGGAAUUUGCCCAGGGUAAAUAAUAAUAGCAGUAAUCAGAAUGAUACCGGCGGGCCCGAAGGGAAUAACCAUCCCGGGAUGGGACACCACCACCCGGGCCCCUUUCCUCCACCUCCUUACGGUUACAACCAGCACUACAGCCGGGCCCCUUUUCAUCAACAUGGCGGACAACAAAGCCCUGGCAUGGCAGCUGCAUCGGGGCCGGGCAUGAUGGACCCUUACCCCCCUAAUUCACACGAACACGGAUACCCCAACCAUUAUAACAACUACAGCCCGUUCCAGAACAGGACUUCUUUUCAGGGCCAAGGAUACGGGGCCAUGAAUUCCCCGCGUAACAACCAGCCUCCGGCGGCUGGGGGGCAGCCAGGCAAGCAACAGCCAGCAGGAGGAACCACAGCUAUGGCUGCCUCGUACAAUAAUCAGAGGUAUAACGUGGGAAACCAACAACCUACGUCUACGCCAACUUUAAAUCAGCUUUUGACAUCCCCGAGCUCCACCAGGAGCUACCCGAACUACCCCCAAGGAGACUAUAACAAUCAGGAAGGGGCCAACAAGGGACCAGGAGAACUGGGCAGCAGUCAGUAUGGUGGUGUCCAUCCGGGUUGGCAACCAAGGACCCACCACCAGCCUCCCAUGAGCCCGGGAAACACUGGACAACCUCCCAGCAGGAACCAGCCUCCAAGCCCAAUGGACCAGGUAGGGAAGAUGCGUGGCCAGCCAUAUGGAGGACCCAACCCCUACUCCCAGCAGCAGCAAGGGCCUCCCACAGGGCCUGGACCCCAACAGGGAGGCUCAUACCCAGGCCAGGCCUAUGGACCUCCUGGGCCUCAGAGAUAUCCAAUGGGCAUGCAGAGCCGAACACCCGGCACUAUGGCUGGCAUGCAGUACGGACAGCAGAUGUCAACCUAUGGACAGCAGGGCCCCGCAGGCUAUGGCCAACAGAGCCAGGGAUACUAUGGUCAGCACGGCCCCCCAACUCACCCUGGCCAGCAACAGCCUACUUAUCCUGUUCAACCACAGGGAAGCUCGGGACCUACCUACCCUCAGCAGGGCCACCCUUCACAGUCUCCUGGCCAACAUGGGCAGACAGGACCCCCUUACCAACAAUCGCAAGGUCCCCACGGCCCUCCCCCAGGACAGCCUCCGUAUAGCCAGCCCUCACAGUCUCAGCCGGGACAGCCACCUUACGUCCCUCCCCAGCAGCAGCAGUCGCAGCAGCCGCCUCAACAGCAGCAAGGUCCUGGUCCCCAAAGUCAGCAGGGCCCUCAGGGCCAGCCUGGCUACCCACAACCCCCAGGACCAGGGCAGCCACCACCGCAGCAAACCCCACAACAACAGCAACAGCAGCAACAACAAGGGCCCCCACAACAACAACAACAACAACAACAACCACAGCCACAGCCAGGAGGUCAGCCUCCUCAAGCCCAGCAACCUUCAGGUCAUCAACAGGGUCAAGCAUCACCUUACUCUCAGACACCGCCACAGCAGCAGCAGCAGCAACAGCAGCAGCAGCAGCAACAACAACAACAACAACAACAGCAGCAACAACAACAGCAACAGCAGCGAGAGCAGCAACAGCAGCGAGAGCAGCAACAGCAGCGAGAGCAGCGAGAGCAGCGAGAGCAACAGUCAUCAUAUCAGAGGUUUCCACCUCCUCCACAGGAACUCUCCCAGGAUUCAUUUAGCUCCCAGUCCAGUGCUCCUCCUUCCAACCAGCCCAUGGCCUCCAGCAAGAGCAGUCAAGAGGACAGCAUGCAGGGUCGGCCAUCCAGUCUGCCGGAUCUGUCGGGGUCCAUCGACGACCUGCCCACUGGUACAGAGGGGGCCCUGAGCCCAGGGGUCAGCACUUCAGGGGUGUCCAGCAGUCAGGGCGAGCAGAGCAACCCCGCCCAGUCGCCUUUCUCUCCACACACUUCGCCCCACCUGCCAGGCAUACGUGGGCCCUCUCCCUCGCCUGUGGGUUCCCCUGCCAGCGUCACCCCCUCUCGCACUGGUCCUCUGUCUCCAGCUGCUGUGCCAGGUAAUCAGAUGCCUCCUCGGCCGCCCAGCGUCCAGUCGGACAGCAUCUUGCACUCUUCCAUGAACCAGUCAGCCAUGGGCCAGGACAGGGUGUACAUGCGUAACCCUCAGAUGCCCCCAUACGGGUCCCCUGGACAACCUGGCUCCGCCUUAUCUCCACGUCAGUCUUCAGGAGGCCAGAUGCAUAGUGGGAUGGGACCCUACCCCCAGAACAACUCCAUGGGAAACUACGGGCCUCAGGGGGGACAGUACGGCCCACAAGGUUACCCUAGACAGCCCGGCUACACGGCGAUGCCCAACGCCAACUACCCCAGUGGCCCUGGAAUGGGUGGCUCCAUGAACCCCAUGCCUGGUCAGGCAAGCGGGACUCCUUAUGGAAACAUGCCGCCCGGUAGAAUAGGCCCGGGCCAGAUGGGUGCUCGGCCCUACGGUCCUGUAAUGGCCUCUAACAUGGCAGGCAUGCCUCCUCAGGUGGCUUCCGGGAUGUGUCCCCCACCAGGCAUGAACAGGAAGGAUGGCGGCCCCUCCAUGCACCAUGGGCCCACUAAUUCCAUACACAACAGGCCUCCUGGCUACCCAAACAUGUCCCAGGGCAUGAUGGGAUCAGGCUCUCCAUAUGGCCCUGGCAUGAACAGCAUGCACGGUAUGAUGAACCAGGGAGGGCCAGGGCCUUACCCAAUGGGAGCAAACGUGGCCAACAACACCCCUGGAAUGGCUCCCACUCCGGAGUUUGGCAUGGAUAAAAUGAUCCCUGCUCCGAAGAUAAACAACAAAGUGGAAGGGACUCCCAAGCCUGAAACCAAAAAGAAGUCAAGCUCGUCCACCAUCACCAACGAAAAGAUAACUCGUCUGUAUGAGCUCGGCCCGGAGCCAGAGAGGAAGAUGUGGGUGGACAGAUUCCUGGCCUUCGCUGAGGAGAAGGCCAUGGGCAUGAACAACCUGCCCGCUGUGGGACGCAAGCCUCUCGACCUCUUCAGACUCUACGUGUCCGUCAAGGAGAUUGGGGGCCUCACUCAGGUGAACAAGAACAAGAAGUGGAGGGAGCUGGCCACCAACCUGAACGUAGGCACGUCGAGCAGCGCAGCCAGCUCGCUCAAGAAACAGUACAUCCAGUGUUUGUACGCCUUUGAGUGCAAGAUUGAGCGAGGCGAGGACCCGCCCCCAGACAUCUUCAACGCAGACACCAAAAAGAACCAGGCAAAGAUCCAGCCUCCCAGCCCAGCUGGUUCUGGAUCCCUGCAAGGGCCCCAAACGCCUCAGUCCACCAGUAGUUCGAUGGCCGAGGGGGGAGACCUGAAGCCCCCCACUCCGGCUUCCACUCCACACACACAAAUGCCUCCAAUGCCUGGCGUCAGGAGUAGCGUGAAUUUGCAAGACCCUUUUGCUGAUGGUGGCGACCCAGCAUUUUCCAGAAGAAACGCUCUGACUCCCAACUCUCAGGGUUACCAGCCUGCGAUGGGCGGCCCAGAGAUGAUGGGGCGGAUGGGUCCCUACGAGUCCACCAAGGACCCCUUUGGUGGCAUGAGGAAAGCUGGAGAGCAGUUCAUGUCGCCAGGACCCAACAGUGGGAUGGCAGAGCAGUAUAACAGAGGCCCACCAGGCCCCAUGGGCAACAUGCAGAUGGGCCAGAGGCAACAGUACCCAUACGGAUAUGACCGAAGACAGGAGCCAGGCAUGGGCCCUGAUGGCAGCAUGGGACCAGGAGCUCCUCAGCCCAACAUGAUGCCUUCUGGAGCCGACACAGGGAUGUACUCACCCAGCCGCCCUCCACCACAGCAACGGCAUGAGUCCUAUCCCAAUCAGUACCCUGGCCAAGGAGCUCCCCCUGGUGGCCCAUACCCAAAUCAACAGCCAGGAAUGUAUCCUCAGCAGCAACCGAACUACAAGCGUCCUGUCGAUGGAGGGUAUGGACCUCCUGCCAAGCGACAUGAGGGUGAAAUGUACAGUGUCCCCUACAGUGGUCAGCAGCAGCCAGGUCCACAGCCAUCGGGGCCCCAGGGCCAACAGGACAUGUAUAACCAGUAUAAUGCGUAUCCUGGAGGUGAACGAAGACCACCGGGCCCACAGGGCCAGUUCCCCUUUCCCUUUGGUCGGGACAGAGGACCGUCAUCUGCAGGCCCCAACUCCCAGUCUCCAAUGCCUCCCCAGAUGAUGGCGAGCCCCAUGCCUUCAGGUCCCGAUGGCCCCCAAGGACCAAUGUGGCAGGGUCGCACUGAGAUCGGCUACCAGAACUAUCCCAACCGACAGGGACCUCCUGUACCCGGCCAGGGCCCCGGCUACCAUGGCAUGAACCGCUCAGAGGAGAUGAUGCCAUCAGACCAACGCAUGAACCACGAGGGCCAGUGGCCGGGUCACGUCAACCAGCGGCAGCCACCAUUUGGCCCUGGUGGUUCUGGACCGCCCAUGACCAGACCCCUGCCAUCCACCUACCAGACUUCCCAGAACCACAUUCCUCAGGUGUCAAGUCCAGCGCCCAUGCCCCGGCCAAUGGAAAGCAGGACGUCACCCAGCAAGUCCCCCUACAUGCAUCCGGGCAUUAAGGUGCAGAAAGCCGGACCUCCAGUACCUGCCUCCCACAUUGGCCAGGCCCCCGUGCAGCAACCCAUGAUCAGGCGAGACGUGGCCUUCCCUCCAGGCUCUAUUGAGGCCUCACAACCUCACCUUAAACCCCGCAGGCGGCUCACCAUAAAAGACAUAGGCACUCCUGAGGCUUGGAGAGUGAUGAUGUCACUAAAGUCAGGCUUACUAGCUGAAAGCACAUGGGCCUUGGACACCAUUAACAUUCUGUUGUAUGAUGACAACAGCAUUUCUACAUUUAACUUGUGCUCGCUUCCUGGAUUCCUCGAGUUGGUGGUUGAGUACUUUAGACGCUGCCUCAUCGAGAUCUUCGGCAUCUUAAAGGAGUACGAAGUAGGGGACCCCGGCCAGCGCACCCUCAUAGACCCCAAUGCUGCGGAGGACUCUGAUGAUGACAUCCUCAUGCCAGAGGGUGAGGACAUGGACACGGAUGAAGAAGACGAAGACGAUGAGGAGGUAAAGGAAUCAAAGGCCAACCCUGACACCUCCUCACCAAUCCAGGUGAAACAGGAGGAGGACAGCUCCCAGAAAGACAAGUCUUCAGAGGACGAGGACGAGGAGAAGGAAAGGAAGCCUUCUAUCAAGGAACCCAGUACCUCUACCUCAGGGUCCUCCGUGGACCCCAACCUCCACUCGGAAAAGCCCAAGCAGGCUAGCAAGUUUGAUAAACUCCCCAUCAAGGUCGUGCGGAAGAAGAAUCCCUUCCUGCUGAACCACUCAUCCAAGCUUGGGCAGCGGCAGAGCUUUGACAGCGGCUUGAUACACUGGAGCAUUGGUGGGGGGGACACUACCGAACACAUCCAGACCCACUUCGAGAGUAGGAUGGAACUCCUCAAGCAACGGAAACGCUUGCAAACGGCCGCUGAGAGCCGUAAGAAGGUCCAGCUUCUAGAGAUGGCAACAGAAAAUCCUGAGAAAUCCAAAUCCAAUGAGGAGGAUAAACCUCGGGCGCAGCCAACCCAGUCGUCUGAACCUCAGAAGUCUCUAGCAGAGAAGACCACUCCUCCACUUCCAAUCAGCGCACCAGUCACUGCCACCAUUGAUGACGUACUAUCUGCCCGUCCAGGGUCAGUCACAGAGGAAGUGGUUCGUGGAGGCGCAGAGGAGCAGAAGGAAAACGGCAAGUACUUGUUCAGCAUCAACCCUGACUUCCAGAGCCGCCGCAACGUGAAGAUCCUGGAGGACGAGCCUCACAGUAAAGAUGAGACGCCACUCAGCACUCUGUCGGACUGGCAGGACUCGCUAGCUCGGCGCUGCAUCUGCAUCUCCAACAUAGUGCGCAGUCUCUCCUUCGUCCCAGGUAAUGAUUUGGAGAUGUCGAAACACCCAGGCCUCCUGCUGCUGCUUGGCCGCCUGGUGCUGCUCCACCACAGGCACCCAGAACGCAAACAAGCACCGGUCACCUACGAGAAGGAGGAGGAGGAAGAUGAGGGCGUGAGCUGCGAGAGGGACGAGUGGUGGUGGGACUGCCUCGAGGUCUUAAGGGAGAACUGUUUGGUCACUCUUGCAAACAUCUCAGGCCAGCUAGACCUUUCUAUCUACCCAGAGAGUAUAUGCCUGCCACUGCUGGAUGGCCUGCUCCAUUGGGCUGUCUGCCCCUCAGCGGAGGCCCUGGACCCUUUCCCCACGCUGGGGCCCCAUGGCUCACUUUCCCCCCAGAGACUGGUUCUUGAGACCCUCAGCAAGCUCAGCAUCCAGGACAACAACGUUGACCUCAUUCUCGCAACACCGCCGUUCAGUCGCAUGGAGAAACUCUACGGCUCACUGGUGCGUCUAGUCGGUGAGCGCAAGGUGGCCGUCUGCCGGGAAAUGGCGGUCGUCCUGUUGGCGAAUCUCGCCCAGGGUGACAGCAUGGCGGCUCGGGCUAUUGCUGUGCAGAAAGCCAGCGUAGGUAACCUGCUGGGCUUCUUGGAGGACAGCCUAGCUGCCACACAGUACCAGCAGAGCCAGAGCUCCUUGCUACAAAUGCAGGGCGGGCCCCAGUUUGAGCCCACGAGCGUUGACAUGAUGCGGCGGGCGGCCCGAGCCCUGCACGCUUUGGCGAAGGUAGAAGAAAACCACUCUGAGUUCACUUUGUACGAGUCGCGGCUACUGGACAUCUCAGUGUCCCCACUUAUGAACUCUCUGGUGUCCCAAGUGAUCUGUGACGUACUAUUUCUGAUUGGCCAGUCAUGACAGCCGUGGGGAGGUUUCAGCUCUGCCUCUUUCUGUUCCCCCCACCCUCCUUUUUUUGUGUGUAUGCGUGUGCGUAUGUCUGCUGAGAGAGAAUGAAAAGAGCAAAACUGACUGUCUUUUUUUUUUAUUUAUGCAAAAUCACCUCGGAUUCCACUGUCUUUCUACCCCUGCUUCUCACUAAAGGAAGGAAUAUCAUGAAGUAGCUGUGGAUUUUAAACGUCUGAAAUGGAAAGAUACUGGCAAAGAAGAUCAGAUUGGGACCCAGGCAUAGGACAGGAGUGCGCUGCCCUGCGGAAAGGACUUGUUUUUUUAAUUAAAGAAAAAUCUCCAGAAAAAAAAGAAUAAACUGUAACCAAAGUUGCUGUCUCGUUUACAGUGAGUUUGGGGGAUACGUGUGCUCGCUUCCUCCCUCUGGGGGUCGGCAGGGAGAGGAGGGCACAGACUAAACAAUAUUAUGGUUCGUGUUUGGAGGCUACAUAGACUCACGGACUGUGGUGUGGUAUAAUUGCUGUAACUUUGGAUGCUAUAUACUCAGCCCCACAGGAACCACAUUAUUGGCUGUGAACAGACAUCUGUCAUGGGAGGCCUGUGCAGUAGAUUGUAGGACUUUUUUCUGUACUGUACACCUUAAAAACUGUAAACAUACUGUAAUAAUACUGUUUCACACUGAGAUACGCUGGCUUGGCAGCAAACUGUAGUUUUUAAAAACAGUUUUAGUUAAUGUCGAGAGAGAAAACGGCUUUCCCCCCAAAGUAUGGUGAACCUACAACACCCCGACCUCUUCUCUUUGUCCCUUGAUUGUAUGACUUGACCCUUAUAUUAAAAAGUCACCUCUUAAGGACUGGUCCUCAACUCUAGAUGCAGUCCGAGCUGCAGUGUAUAUAUGAUGUUGUACAUUACACUUCUCUCUCUUUCUCAACUUCUGUUGCUCUUCACCAUUUUUAAUCUUUGACGAUUUCCAGUCGCCCCCCCUCCCCCCUCCCCCUGCAUCAAGUACGCCAUGUGAUUACUUGACGCCCGCCCUCUCCGUUCCUUUGGCGCCUCGCUCUGCUCGUAUCGCGCUCCGGGUGUGGGGGCGGUGGGAGGGUGUUAAGCUGCUGUCCAACGCCACCCCCAACAAACACAACUUCAAGUUUCAGUUUGUCUCCAGUCUGGGUGUAGAGAAUAUAACAAGAAUCAUGUCUGCGGUUCCAUCUGAGCUCCUUCAUAAAUGACAAACUAGACCUUGAUGAAGAAACCAUUUUAAUUUUGUUUAUUUUUUUUUCCAGUGAUGCGGAUUCUGCAUAUUUGUAUUUCAGAUGAUGUAGCUAAAACUUGAUGUAAAUUCCUCUUUUUUUCCUUUUUUUGGCUUAAUGAAUAUCAUUUAUUCAGUAUGAAAUCUUUAUACUAUAUGUUCCACGUGUUAAGAAUAAAUGUACAUUAAAUCUU
Molecule: messenger RNA, 8829 nt
Organism: Hippoglossus stenolepis (Pacific halibut)
Lineage: Eukaryota; Metazoa; Chordata; Actinopteri; Pleuronectiformes; Pleuronectidae
Gene: arid1ab
Product: AT rich interactive domain 1Ab (SWI-like)
Exons: 20
Coding region: 406-7401 (2331 amino acids)
Biological process (GO): regulation of transcription by RNA polymerase II; positive regulation of DNA-templated transcription; chromatin remodeling
Cellular component (GO): brahma complex; nucleoplasm; SWI/SNF complex
Molecular function (GO): nucleosome binding; DNA binding
Source: RefSeq, a predicted model, not a curated record